AGGUGCCCCAUAUCUCCCUUUAUCCAUGUUCUUUCGUUUCUCGCGGCGACUCUAGGGUUAGUGUUUAUCGAGCUCAGCUAUUUACGCGUUGUUCUUCUUCUUCUCCUCUGCAAUCCGCCACCGGCUCGGAGGAUUUCUGUUCUUUAUCGGUCUCUUUCAUUGUCACAAUUUAAAGGUGUUGUAGUGCAUACAACGCUAAAAGUUUGAGGCAAAGCCAAAGAUAACACCUAGACUUAUUACCCGGGACAAAUAUUGAGAAGGAUUGCCACUUUUUUGUGAAGUGAUACACACUUGUCCCUUUGAUUCUGCUUGAGCUAGUCCGAAUAUUCUGGUCUUAGAAGAUAGCAAUGGCUGGAAUGUUGCCUGGGGAAUCUUCACACUGUGAGAGUGGAACAACCCUGAUUUCUCAUGAUAAUAAGCAAGAUGAGGUCGGGUGCUGGUAUUUUUCUAGAAAAGAAAUAGAAGAACAUUCGCCUUCAAGGCAGGAUGGCAUUGACUUAAAAAAGGAAACAUACCUUCGCAAAUCGUAUUGUACCUUUUUGCAGGACUUGGGCAUGCGGUUGAAAGUUCCCCAGGUAACAAUAGCUACGGCUAUUAUAUUCUGUCAUCGAUUCUUCAUUCGUCAAUCACAUGCCAAGAAUGACAGGAGGACAAUUUCGACUGUCUGUAUGUUCCUUGCUGGAAAGGUGGAGGAAACUCCACGGCCGCUAAAAGAUGUUAUCGUUGUGUCUUAUGAGAUAAUUCACAAGAAGGAUCCUGCCGCAGCACAAAGAAUCAAGCAAAAGGAAGUAUAUGAGCAACAAAAAGAGCUUAUAUUAAGUGGAGAAAAGAUUGUACUCUCUACGUUAGGGUUUGACCUCAAUGUCCAUCACCCUUAUAAGCCCCUUGUAGAAGCAAUUAAGAAAUUUAAGGUUGCACAGAAUGCCCUUGCUCAAGUAGCGUGGAAUUUUGUUAAUGAUGGUCUGCGGACGUCACUCUGCCUGCAAUUUAAGCCUCAUCACAUUGCGGCUGGUGCAAUUUUCCUUGCUGCCAAAUUCCUUAAAGUGAAGUUACCAUCGGAUGGAGAGAAGGUCUGGUGGCAAGAAUUUGAUGUCACACCUCGUCAAUUGGAGGAUGUGAGCAACCAAAUGCUUGAGCUUUAUGAGCAAAACCGUGUUCCUUCAUCCCAAGGAACUGAAGUCGAAAGUAGCUCAGGUGGAGGGGCAGCUCAUCGGUCUAUCUCAAGAAAUGCAGCUUCCAUGGAUGAACAUGGUAGUUCUAGGCAGAUGUCAUCACGACCGCCCGUCGACCAUUCUAAUUCUGAUAACCAUGGAGGGUCAUCAAAGCCCACCCAAAAUCAGAACAAUGAUAACGGGAGUGGCGAGACGGGUAGUGUUAUUACCGAGCAUAAAGGGGAGAGAGAUAGAGAUAAUAAAGAUAGUCAGCAUCUUGAAGAUCAUGCAGCUCACAAGGACAACGUGGGGGGAGUUCAUCACAAAACUAGACCUGGAGUUGAACGAACGGGGAAGGAAGACUCAGAAAGGACGGCUGGAGAUCAUAAAGACGAUAGCACUCUUCAUAGAUCUAGAAAUGUUGAUACUGGCGAUGCUCCAGUUAGCCAAUCGCCUAAAGACUUGAAAUUGCUCCGUGAUAAGGUGAAGGCUAAAUUAGAGAAAGCUAAGAAGUUCCAAGGUGAAAGAACGAGGAAAAAGGAUUUGAUGGAUGAGGAUGAUCUGAUUGAAAGAGAACUGGAAGAUGUGGAAUUGGCAGUCGAGGAUGGCAAGACGAAGCAAAAGAAAGAACAGAGCUUGCCAAAGGCUGAAAACUCUGAUUACAUGGGCACCGAAUUUUGUGAAACUGUUGAUGGAAAUCAUUCCGGUGGAAAGGGGGAUAUUGGAAACAUGGAGGAAGGUGAAAUGGUGGGCGAUGCUUCCCCUAUGAUGAACAGUCGAAAGAGGAAGCUGGCAAGUCCUCCCGAAAAGCAAUCAGAAGGGAAGAAUCGGCAUGAACAUGGAUCAAACUACAGCCAUGAGAAUAUCGAGGAGAGUAGUCAUAAGGUGCAAAGAAGAAGACACUCACAAGAGAAUCACUCGUAAGAGGUAAAAUGAUCGAAUGCAACUCUGUGUUAUGUCAUAAUAUGGUCAUUACAACGUUUUGGCACUCUGGAUGCCUAACCAUGUGAGCUCAGACUUAUACAUGGUCGGUUCAGUCGUUUGGAGACUCUGGAUGGAAACCGUGCUGUGUAAUUUAUGCUUGGCUAUGACAUUUUUUUGUGGGCGUUUGCAGAAUCCAACGGCUGUAUAUAAGUUGUUGGAGAACGAUGAGACGAUAUUCUUCAUUCUAUAUAGGAUGGGUGAAUGAUAUUGAGAAGUUAUCAGCAUAGUUUCAUAUGCUGGUCUUUGUUCUUGUUUCGGUUUUCUUGCUGUAAUGUUGUCAGGGAAUAUCUCUCUAGGAACCUUUUGAGGGUGAGACCCAUUUGUGGGGAUCUUUGCUCUUCCUGCGACUGUUUUUUGUCCUUGUAAGAGUUUGUCAUUGCCUAAGAGAAGAACGUGACCCAACUCUGGUUUUGGUUGUUCUGUCUCCAUAGUACUUUGUCCUUGUCGUGCUCCCGUUUUUGUUAUGAAGGGUUUUUUUUUUUGUAUGAGCACAUUCAAAUUCUGAGAAGGACUAUGAGUGUUAAUUGCUUGCUACA
Messenger RNA from Tarenaya hassleriana, 2671 nucleotides. Its product is annotated as cyclin-T1-5-like. The transcript has 8 exons. Bases 348 to 2075 code for a protein of 575 amino acids. Gene Ontology annotation, molecular function: cyclin-dependent protein serine/threonine kinase activator activity. Gene Ontology annotation, biological process: positive regulation of DNA-templated transcription, elongation; regulation of transcription by RNA polymerase II. Gene Ontology annotation, cellular component: nucleus; cyclin/CDK positive transcription elongation factor complex. Lineage: Eukaryota; Viridiplantae; Streptophyta; Magnoliopsida; Brassicales; Cleomaceae. The record is from RefSeq and is a predicted model, not a curated record.